Molecule: messenger RNA, 1863 nt
Organism: Sardina pilchardus (European sardine)
Lineage: Eukaryota; Metazoa; Chordata; Actinopteri; Clupeiformes; Clupeidae
Gene: slc5a8
Product: solute carrier family 5 member 8
Exons: 15
Coding region: 1-1863 (620 amino acids)
Biological process (GO): sodium ion transport; propanoate transmembrane transport
Cellular component (GO): membrane; extracellular exosome
Molecular function (GO): organic acid:sodium symporter activity
Source: RefSeq, a predicted model, not a curated record
AUGGACGCCACGUCUACGGUGGGCUUCUUCAGCGUGUGGGACUACGCGGUCUUCGCCCUGAUGCUGCUGGUCUCCGCGGCGAUCGGCGUGUACUACGCCUACGUGAACCGCGGGCCCCAGAGCUCCAGCGACUUCCUGAUGGCGGGCCGCAGCAUGACGGCCGUUCCCGUGGCGAUGUCGCUGUCGGCCAGCUUCAUGUCGGCCAUCAUGGUGCUGUCCACGCCGGCGGAGGUGUACCGCUACGGCGCCACCUACUGCCACUACGGACUGGCCUUCGUUAUCAUGGUGGCCGUCUGCUCCGAGGUCUUCCUGCCCGUCUUCUACCGCCUGGGAAUCACCAGCACCUACGAGUACCUGGAGAUGCGCUUCAACAGAGCGGCGCGUCUGUGUGGGACGGCCUUGUUCAUCCUGCAGACAAUUCUCUACACUGGGAUUGUCAUCUAUGUCCCAGCUCUGGCACUGAACCAAGUGACUGGCUUUGACCUGUGGGGGGCAGUCAUAGCUACAGGAGUGGUGUGCACCUUCUACUGCACCCUGGGCGGGCUGAAGGCCGUGGUGUGGACAGAUGUGCUGCAGGUGGGCGUCAUGAUUGCUGGGCUCCUAGCGGUCAUCAUCAAAUCAGUGAUGCUGCAGGGCGGCAUGGCAACCAUCUUCAACGACGCCACGGAGGGGGGACGUCUUGAUCUCUGGGACUUUGACCCGAACCCUCUGAGACGACACACCUUUUGGACGGUCACGUUUGGAGGAGCGUUUGUGUACCUCAGCAUCUAUGGCACCAACCAGGCCCAAGUGCAGAGAUACGUCUCCUGCAAGACCCUUGGCCACGCCAAAAUGUCCCUGUAUGUGAACCUGAUUGGCCUGUGGUUGAUCCUGCUGUGUUCAGUGCUUGCUGGCUUGUGCCUCUACUCCGUCUACAAGCACUGCGACCCCUGGACCAGCGGCCUAGUCUCCUCAGCAGACCAGCUGAUGCCGUACCUAGUGAUGGAUAUCUUGCGGGAGCAUCCUGGUCUUCCCGGACUGUUCGUGGCUGCUGCAUACAGCGGCACUCUGAGCACCGUCUCCUCCAGCAUCAACGCACUGGCUGCCGUAACAGUGGAGGACUUGGUGAAGCCGUACAGCAACCUGACGGAGAAACAGCUCUCCCGCCUCUCCAAAACCCUCAGUCUGGUGUACGGGGCAGUGUGCAUCGGAAUGGCAGGGUUAGCCUCUAUUGUGGAUAGCCUAAUACAGGCGGCGGCCAGUAUCUUUGGCGUGGUCGGAGGGCCUCUGCUGGGUCUGUUCAUGCUGGGCAUCCUGUGCCCUUUCGCCAACGCCACGGGAGGUCUGACAGGCCUGUUCUGUGGGCUCGUGCUCUCUCUGUGGGUUGGCAUCGGUGCCCAGCUCUACCCGCCGCUGCCCUCCUUGAGCCGUCCGCUGGCGCUGGCCACGUUCGGGUGUAACAGCUCAGUGGGCAUCCUCCUCAACGGCACCGCGAGCGCCAGUUCUCUGCCGCUGGGCAACUUCUCCAGCACUCUCCUCAACACCGACCACCACAGCGGGUUAACUCUGCUGGAUAGCUGGUACUCUGUCUCCUACCUUUACUUCAGUCCUAUCGGCACUCUCACUGCACUGGGUGUCGGGGUCAUCGUCAGCCUGCUGGCAGGAAACAAGGAAUGCAAAUCUUCAGCAGGAUUAACCCUGUGCAAGGAGGACCUCACACUCUACUGUCUACUGAGACUCCUGAAAGAGAAGCUGUGCCCCAGUGCAGGUGAGCUGGAGCUGAGCAGAGAGUUGGAGCUGAAGGAGAAGUUUGGCCAGAACAACCCGGCCUUCUGCACCGUGGAGCUGAGCCCUACUUCAUACGCCACUGGGCCUUCUAUGUAG